AUGGGCAAGAACCAGCACAGCAAGGACAUGCUCCACCUGCGGCCUACAGAGUGGGCGCAGGAUGGAAGGGGUUUCAAGGCAACAAAAUGGACUCCAUUUUCAAAACUGCCUCUUAACUGCUGCUCUUUGUCCUUGCAGCCGUUCGACAAACCAGUCGCAACCCGGGACGGGUCGGUCUUUGAGAUCACCUACAUCCUGAAGUACAUCAAGCGAUAUGGCAAGCAUCCGGUGCAUGGUGGCAAGCUAGAAGUGAAAGAGCUCAUACCACUGCACUUUCACAAGAACGCACAGGGCAAUCUCCAUUGCCCGGUUACCUUCAAGGUGUUGGGCAACAACACUCCGGUGUGCGCGAACGUCAAGUCCGGGCAUGUCUACUGCUUGGAAGCGGUGCUGGAGCUCAACAAGAAGAACAAGAACUGGAAGGACCUGAUGACUUCGCAGCCCUUCACGUGGGCGGACAUCAUAAUGCUUCAAGAUCCCGACAAGAUUGAGGGACGCGAAGUGUCCAAGUUCUACUUCAUCGUGAUGGGACAGCAGGAUGAGGUGGUCCGUGAGAUCACCAACCCUGAGAGCAAAGCAUCUUUGCAAACGGACGACAAGAUCCGUCCAAAUGCGGCUGUCGCGCGGAUCUUCGAGGAGAAGGAACGACUAGCCGAAAAGAAGGCGCAGGAGGAGGCCGCGAAGGAAGCAGCCGAUCCGGAAGCAGCUGCUGCUGCAAAAGCUGCAGCUGCCGAGGCUAAAGCUAAAGCGCAGGAGUUGGAGGAGGCUCGACAGAAACGGAAAACCAACGAGCGCUACACAUCCAAUGAAGCCGCAGCUUCCUUCACCUCCACUGCUGCACCUCUAAAGUCAAAGAAUGAGCUGCGCAAGCUCACGGAAGAAGAAGAGUUACAGGACAUCUACGAUCAGGUUCGCAAGAAGAAGCAAAAGGGCUACGUCCGAAUGGUCACCUCCCACGGUUGUCUCAACUUGGAGUUGCACUGCGACAUUGCCCCGCGGACCUCGGACAACUUCUUGCGCCUCUGCGAGAAGAGCUACUACGACAACACGAUUUUCCACCGACUGAUCCGGAAUUUCAUGCUGCAGGGAGGCGAUCCCACUGGCACCGGCCGCGGUGGUGAGAGUGCAUUCGAAGGCGGCAAGGGCUUCAAAGAUGAGUUCGACUCUCGACUGGUUCACCAGGGACCCGGAGUUCUCAGCAUGGCCAACAACGGCAAGAAUACGAACAGGAGUCAAUUCUUCGUCUCGCUCAAGUCUUGCGAACACCUGAACAACAAGCAUUCGGUGUUUGGUCGAGUGGUGGGAGGUCUGAAGCUCUUGGAGGUCUUCAACAACUGGGAGACGGAUCCAAAAGACAAGCCGGUGAAAGAGAUCCAGCUGGUUCGGAUGGAGGUCUUCAAGAAUCCCUUCAAGGAAACCGUCGAGGAGAUGAACAAGCCAAAAGUUGAAAAGGUGGUUGAUCCGGUGGCCACCUGGUUCAGCAACCGGAAAGAUCCGAUGCAAGGGCACAAGAACCGCAACUCCACAGAGGUGGGCAAGUACCUUGAGGAGGAGCUCCUACCGGGCGAAAAAAGGAAGAAGGAGAUGCCAUCGGAAGAGUUGGAAUACGCGAACAUUGCACAGAAGUCCAAGAAGGCCCGCACGGACUUCGACUUCUCCAUGUGGUGA
Symbiodinium sp. CCMP2592 is the source of this 1668-nucleotide messenger RNA. Lineage: Eukaryota; Dinophyceae; Suessiales; Symbiodiniaceae. The record is from the annotation of a GenBank genome assembly.